Messenger RNA from Geodia barretti, 606 nucleotides. NCBI's taxonomy places the organism in Eukaryota, Metazoa, Porifera, Demospongiae, Tetractinellida, Geodiidae. The record is from the annotation of a GenBank genome assembly.
AUGCUUACCCACAACUACACGUACCAGGAGUGCCUGGACGUAUCCAAGAGGGUCUCGUGGCUGGAGGACAAUGUCCUGGCAAACAAGAAUUUCGACUUCUCCAAGCGCUUCCUGCCCAACAGGUUGAGCGGCGUCGACGAUAUCGGAUGUCUGAACGACACCGAGAAACUCCAGAUGAAUCAGAUCAUGGGCAACGCCUACUGCCACAUCUUCGCCUUCGUGGAGGAGUUCAUCAUCCCCACCGUAGCCGAGGAGGCCUUGAAGGAUGUCUAUGGUGACGAGGUCAGGGCCCGCUCGCUGUUGCGGUUCGCCGAGGAGGAGUUCAAGCACCAGGAACUGUUUCGCAGGUCGGUUGUCCUCUUCGGCCAGGGUUUCGGGAUCGAGUGCGGCCUGAUACCAGGUCGGAGAGUGGCCGAGGUGGUCCCUGAGCAAGUCCAGCUUGCCGUCAUGGUCUUGACCGCGAUUAUCGAAUGGUUCACCCAGCUCCACUACAUAGAGCAUGUGCGCGACGACUCGGACCUCGAUGGGCUAUUCCGGGAUCCUCCUGAGGUUUCAUCAAUUUCACGGCUGGAAGAGUCGCAGCACGCCAAGAUGGGCACUCUGUGA